Messenger RNA from Drosophila melanogaster (fruit fly), 1186 nucleotides. RefSeq names its product retroactive (gene rtv). The record is from RefSeq and is marked reviewed. Lineage: Eukaryota; Metazoa; Arthropoda; Insecta; Diptera; Drosophilidae. Gene Ontology annotation, biological process: regulation of synaptic transmission, cholinergic; sleep. The coding region runs from base 249 to 704 and encodes 151 amino acids. The transcript is spliced from 3 exons. Gene Ontology annotation, cellular component: plasma membrane.
UUAUGCAAGCAUGCAAUAGUAUCGAUACUAUCGAUAAAUUAAUCUAGCUAGCAUUAUUUUGGAAUAUAUUUUUGAAAUAAUUAAUCGUUGAUAAAAUUAGCUUUUUACCUUUUGGAUUCGCUGGAAUUCCAGCGCCUGGUAACACUAAUUCACGAUUAAACUUCCUUGACUUAACAUUUACAUAUAUUUACUAUUAUUCAUUAUUAUCAUUAUUGACUAGUUAGUAGGCGAAAUAAGAAGACGGGACCAUGCAAUUUACGAGCCUUUUACUGGCUGUGAUUUUUCUCAUAAGUCUGGUUUCAAUCGAUGGCCUUCUGCGCCGCUGCUAUCAGUGCCGAUCCCGUGGCGAACUGGGCAGCUGCAAGGACCCCUUCACCUUCAAUGCAACGGACGUGGAGCAGGAACCGGGAGUGGCGGCCAUCCCGUGCGCCAGCGGCUGGUGCGGCAAGGUGAUCGAGGGCGGCGGCACCUAUGCCAUCGACGACUACGACCUGGCCAUCCAGCGGAUGUGCGUGCAGCGCGGUCCGGACGACAACAUGGAUCGCUGUGCGGACACCAUCUACAACUAUAAGAAGGUGUACAUGUGCUUCUGCCAGGGCGACCUGUGCAACGGCGCGAGGAGCUGGUCCAGUGCACCCCAGAUGAUCCUCAUCACCAUGCUGCCGCUGCUCGGCUCCUGGCUGCUCCAGCGGAUGCGAAACUAGACUGUUUGCUUUCUGUGCUCUUAGCCGGCAAUGUGUAUAUACAUCUUCCAAUACUCAGCAACACUCAAUGUAAUAUCAACAGUUCGAUAAAUACAAACAAUUUUUUGUUAUUACUUAAAAUCGAAUGUUCUUGCUCUGCUUAAGAUUUUAUUGCCGUUUACUCGUGCAUUUUUUCGUAUCAUUUUUCCGAUCGCAAAUAAGGUACUUACAUUCAAUAUGUAACCAUUGAUUAUGGCUAUAUAUGGCAUAGAUCCCGACUUCGGGUCAAUCAGCUAUCAGUGGAACAGACUCGAUUGUUUGCGAAAAAGAAACAAUAUGAAUAUUAUUCAUAUACCUAAUUAAAUCACUCCUGCUGCGUAACACCAUUCUCUUUGUUUGCAAAUAGAAUAUCCAUUCGUUUUAAUUAGUAUAUUUAUAAAAUAAGAAUAUAAUAAUCAUUUAUAUAAUCAUAUAAUCAUUUAAGUAAUAAUAAAUUUUAAUAU